This is a messenger RNA of Sebastes umbrosus (honeycomb rockfish), 1519 nucleotides long. Its product is annotated as oocyte zinc finger protein XlCOF26-like. The coding region runs from base 153 to 1454 and encodes 433 amino acids. Gene Ontology annotation, cellular component: nucleus. NCBI's taxonomy places the organism in Eukaryota, Metazoa, Chordata, Actinopteri, Perciformes, Sebastidae. Gene Ontology annotation, biological process: regulation of transcription by RNA polymerase II. The record is from RefSeq and is a predicted model, not a curated record. Gene Ontology annotation, molecular function: DNA-binding transcription activator activity, RNA polymerase II-specific; RNA polymerase II cis-regulatory region sequence-specific DNA binding. The transcript has 4 exons.
AAUGUUUUCUUGGAUCAGAUUCAGUCACGGUUACCGUGGAAACCGCCAUUGCAUCUGUCAAACGUGCAACUCUGAGCUUCAUGAGGAGAAAACACCCAUCACCUGCAGGAGUCUGUUAAACUUCAUCAACACAGAAACGAGUUGACUCACAGAUGGAGGGAUAUCUGGGAGAAGAGAAGACAAACACCACCAGCAGCACAAUGAGCUCAUCAGCAGAGACGCCCACAAAUCCAGCCGGAUCUUGUGGUGAGGGUGAGGAGAGUUUAAUGGGAGGACAAAGAGAUCCACAUCAGCGUCCCGACACUGUUGAGAAACCGUACCGCCGUGACCUGUCUUUCUCAGAGCAUCUAAAGUCUCGUCAGCGUAUCCACCCUGGAGAAAGGCCUCACACCUGGGAGCAGUGUGGGAAGAGUUUCAAACUAUCUCAACAUUUCAAGCGUCAUCAGUGGACUCAUACUGGAGAGAAGCCCAGCACCAGUGAGCAGUGUGGGAAGAGUUUCAGACAAUCUGGACAUUUAAAGGUUCAUCAGCAGACUCAUACUGAAGAGAAGCCCUGCACCUGUGAGCAGUGUGGGAAGAGUUUCAGUCAAUCUGGAUAUUUAAAGCGUCAUCAGCGAACUCAUACUGUAGAGAAGCUCUGCACCUGUGAGCAGUGUGGGAAGAGUUUCAUACUAUCUGCAACUUUGAAGCGUCAUCAGCGGACUCAUACUGGAGAGAAGCCCUACACCUGUGAGCAGUGUGGGAAGAAUUUCAGUCAAUCUGGACAUUUAAAGCGUCAUCAGCGAACUCAUACUGUAGAGAAGCUCUGUACCUGUGAGCAGUGUGGGAAGAGUUUCAUACUAUCUGCAACUUUGAAGCGUCAUCAGCGGACUCAUACUGUAGAGAAGCUCUGCACCUGUGAGCAGUGUGGGAAGAGUUUCAUACUAUCUGCAACUUUGAAGCGUCAUCAGCGGACUCAUACUGGAGAGAAGCCCUACACCUGUGAGCAGUGUGGGAAGAGUUUCAGUCAAUCUGGACAUUUAAAGCGUCAUCAGCGGACUCAUACUGGAGAGAAGCCCUACACCUGUGAGCAGUGUGGGAAGAGUUUCAUACUAUCUGCAACUUUGAAGCGUCAUCAGCGGACUCAUACUGGAGAGAAGCCCUACACCUGUGAGCAGUGUGGGAAGAGUUUCACACGAUCUGAACAAUUAAAGCGUCAUCAGCGGACUCAUACUGGAGAGAAGCCCUACACCUGUGAGCAGUGUGGGAAGAGUUUCACACGAUCUGAACAAUUAAAGCGUCAUCAGCGGACUCAUACUGGAGAGAAGCCCUGGGAGCAGCGUGGGAAGAGUUCCCUUGCGAAGAGUUUCGACCAUCCACACUGCGGAACAAACUCACCUGUGAGAGGUGCAGGGACGAAUCUGUCACGCAGUGUAGAGGGCGUACCUGAACUGUCCGGAUCUCUUAACUGUUAAAAAAUGACGUGAUUUGUAUAAAAAAUGUCAUGAAAAUAUUUGAAUAACAUUGAUACUGCAUGCAA